This is a messenger RNA of Aedes albopictus (Asian tiger mosquito), 1173 nucleotides long. RefSeq lists its product as uncharacterized. Lineage: Eukaryota; Metazoa; Arthropoda; Insecta; Diptera; Culicidae. The transcript is spliced from 4 exons. The record is from RefSeq and is a predicted model, not a curated record. Bases 73 to 1173 code for a protein of 366 amino acids.
ACAUCAGGUAAGUAGUGAAUAUAACAAAACUUACCAAUAAAACAGAAGUGAGCAAAAUAUUUCGCUUUCAGAAUGGCUCCCCUACGAAAACAAAUUUCGCGUAAACAGUACUCCGAAGAAACCAUCAAAAGGUGUCUGCAGGUCAUUGCCUCCGGGAAAACAGUGUACGCAGGGUGCAAGCAAUUCGGAAUUCCGAUGUCCACGAUCCGCUAUCGGAUGAGUGGACUUUGGAAAGAAAAAUACAAACCGGGCCCGGAAUCCGUGCUAACGAAAAGCGAAGAGCGGAAAAUUUUUCGAUGGCUAGGAGAUAUGCAGGAUCGUGGCUUCCCUGUUUCACGGCGAACUUUGCGAUUCAAAGUUUCGGAGUUUUUGUCGUCGGAUCCAAGUCGAAUUACACCGUUUCGCAAUAAUCAACCAGGACGCAAAUGGCUAAUCGGUUUUAUGCGACGUAAUCCUGGAUUCUCUUUCCGUACACCAGAAGCAGUAUCAUCAGCUGGCGGACGCGUGACCGAGAGAGACAUCCGCGGUUGGUUCCAGAUGAUUGAAAAGUGGCUAACACAGAACCACAUGCGAGAAAUUUUGAAUGACCCUGGCAGAGUGUUUAAUGGGGACGAAACAUCAUUCUACCUGCAUCCCAAAACGAAGGAAGUCAUUGCCCGAACUGGUUCCCGUAACGUGUACGAAGUCGAACAGGCCGCUGGAAAGCAAAACGUAACUCUGAUGUUUUCUUUCGGAGCAGCAGGCGUUAAGGUUACCCCGCACGUGAUUUUGCCUGGGAAACGUCUUCGCAAAGAAGUGGUCCAAGGUUUCCCUCCUGACUACGAGUCUACUGAUAAUUAUGACAGUAUGCCAAUGGAGAUUGACAUCAGCAACUGUGAAAUCAUUAAUGUCGAGGAGAUCGGAGGUUGUUUAACGAAGAUCUUUCGAAAUCGGACGCCUCGACGAAGUGGAAAACAUCGUAAUUAUGUCAAGCAGUACCAGCCCGUCCUAACAGCUGGGGAACGCCUCGAAGAAAUCCGCAAGAAAGAAGAACAGAAGGUGCAAAUGGAGCUGCAAAAGAAACGGAAGGCUAUUGAACGGCAAGAAGCGAAGCAGAAGCGUGAAGAACUGAAGAGAGCUAAAAUGGAGGAACGAGAGCGGAAGAAAAAGGAAGGAAAACAGAAAAAAACCUAA